GUGCCUCCUUUAUUACACACUCCGGCGACGCUGUGAGUUCGUAUCCGUAACGCCCCCCUCCUUCCACUCUCUUGCUAAGAAGCGCGAGGCAGAGAGAGAGAGAGAGAGAGAGAGAGCGAGCGAGUCAUCAGCGAGAGCAACCGCACGGAGGGAGAUGAAGGCGGAGAAGGCAGCGGUGGCCGCGGCCGCCGUCGGGGGCGACGAGUGGCGGUGCCGGAAGCACCCCGCGGCGAGAUCCGGCGGCGGGGUGUGCCCGUACUGCCUCCGCGACCGGCUGCUGCGGCUCUGCCCCAACUGCGCGCGCGUGCGGCCCUGCCCCUGCACCUGCGCCUCCCCGUCCUCCUCCUCCUCGGCGUCCGGCGACGCCGUCGGCCGGGUGCACAGCCUCAUCGAGCGGGAGCACCGGGUGGCGCGCUCGCGCUCCGUCGCCGCGUCCUCCUCCGCCGCGAUGGCCUCCGUCGCCGCGGCCGCCUCCGCCUCCGGGAGGCGAAAGGCGAGGGUCUGGGGGUGGGCGCCGUUCUGGAGGUCCUCUGCCAAGGACGGGAGCGCGGCGGAGGAGGAGGACGAGGAGGAGAGGCUGGGGCUGGCGAGGUCCAGCUCGGUCUCGGCGACGGCCGUGGAGGCCAAGGCGGUGGCGGCCAAGGCGGCGGCGACCAAGGCGCGGUGGGGGUGGCACUUCCCGAGCCCCAUGAAGGCGUUCCGGCACCGGAGGUCGUCGGCGAGCAUGCCGGAGCGGGGGUGAGAUUCCUCGCCACCAGUGGGGGAUCUGUCUCUUGCUUUCCUUUUAGGAAGUGGUUAUAAUAUAAUCAAUUAACUAUAUGGGGGUUCUUCUUUUCCACUUUUGUGGCUCGCGUGCUAAUGUGAUACGAUGUUUAAGCUAGAUUAAAAACCGAAAGCCUGUGAUCUGGGCGCAAUGCGCUCAAUUACCCUCUGGGCGGCGUCAUUUCCUCCCUGCUUUUGUUGUCCCUCGGUGUCGUGUCUGUACACUUGCUGCUCCACCGUGUAGUACCAUCAAAUUGGACAUUUUAAGCUCCCCGAUUUGAUCUGCGCUACCUUCUUUCCA
Molecule: messenger RNA, 1063 nt
Organism: Triticum dicoccoides
Lineage: Eukaryota; Viridiplantae; Streptophyta; Magnoliopsida; Poales; Poaceae
Exons: 1
Coding region: 155-742 (195 amino acids)
Source: RefSeq, a predicted model, not a curated record